Molecule: messenger RNA, 4221 nt
Organism: Nannochloropsis gaditana CCMP526
Product: nadph:adrenodoxin mitochondrial
Exons: 5
Coding region: 1-4221 (1406 amino acids)
Biological process (GO): peptidyl-serine phosphorylation; mitotic spindle assembly checkpoint signaling; protein localization to kinetochore
Cellular component (GO): nucleus; spindle; kinetochore
Molecular function (GO): ATP binding; protein serine/threonine kinase activity; oxidoreductase activity
Source: RefSeq, a predicted model, not a curated record
AUGGAAGAUAGGGGCAAUCCUUCGGUGUGGUGGCACCUCUUGCAGCACGUGCAUCGAGUCUUCGGUGAAUCCGAGUCCUGUGCACCUGCCGAGGCGGCCCACAUCCGUAAGUUCUACCAGAAAGCCACCCGCAUCAUCCCCGACGGCCCUUCCCGGGACAAAGAGGAUCCUGCAUUGGUCAACAUAUGGUUAGGAUUUGCCGCGGCCGAAAAUUGCGUGAGCGAAUCGGACGCACGAGAGGCCUAUGAACACAUGUAUCGCUGCGGGAUAGGCUCUCGGUCGUCUAGCUUCUAUCUGAAGUUCGCUGCCUUCGAGGAAAAGCAAGGGAGGAUUACCGAGGCACUUGCUCUUUUAGAGUCGGGCAUCUCGCGGGGGGCGGCGCCGUUGGAGACUCUUGUCGCCGAACUUGAGAGGUUACGAAGCAGGAAACCUUUAGUAGCAUCCAGAAUUGCAACUCCUUUGCCGAGUACCUUCUCAACCCGCUCUCCGCCCUCCGUUGCGCCUUCCCCCGACUUAACAAUUGAAGCCAGUGGUGUUGCUGACCGAGAUUCAGGAACGCAGCAACCUCACCCAAGUCAGCCGCCAAGAGUGGAGGAGCGGGAGCAUGACCGGGCGCGUCCCGGGCCGCCCUCGACGCCUGCUGCGGCAGUGACCGAGACGGCAAAGGCCCCGGUGCCGCCCGCUGUCACACCUCAGGCACAACCUACAGGCACAAUCGACGCCAGCAUGCAGCAACAGGCCGGGAUACUCUCUCCAACUCCCGCCUCUGCCAGGGCCGACCUGCUUCAUUCGUCGCACAAGGACGACUCGACAAACCAGGGGUCCACGCGGACACAGCCUCGAACAGUCAGCAAAUCGAAAAGACUCCUGCCCACCGGAAGACUCUUGGGGCUGGGAAAGGCGGAACGCGUGCGCUUCGACACCCCCGGCAAAGCGGACGGGGAAGCAGAGAAGGUGACGGGGGGUGGGGGCAGUAAGUGCGACGCCGACUUCUGUCCUCCCCCUCCCGAGAAAUGCUUGGCGACCCCCUCCACCGGAAGCGCCGAGGCUCAUGCUCCAGUGCCUGUAGCUACGACCCCAGCCAAGCCCGACACGCAUCGCCUGCAGGAUCUGCGCCUCGCGUCCCCCUCCUUGACGGCGCUGCACCCGAUACUGGAGGGCGAUCAGAGCGCGGGGAAGGAGGAAAGGGGCUCCGAGGACACGGCUCAUGGUCAGCAGGCAUCUGUGCAGCAGACUCCUGGGGAGACUGCCUUCCGUCCGCUCGCGGCAAAGACACCCCAUCUCAACAGUGCCAGGGCUACCCUCCCACCCCCCUCCCUCGCCUGUCUCCCCUCCCCUGCCGCCGCCUCUAGCCGUUCCUCGGAUUCGCCAAAAGAGGAUCUUCCGGGAUCGGGCAGAAAGCAGAAAUUUGACACCGACGAGGCGCACACAAGAGAUCGGGGUCGAGUGUCCGCGGUCACGCACGAGUCCGUGCAGAUAGAGGACAAGGGAUCCCUUGACUAUGACGGAAAAGAUCAGAAGCGGGCGAUAAAGCAGCAGCAAGAAGAACUUCAAACACCACUUGACCACUAUUCUCGGCGACACGAGCAGCAGCCCCGGCGGCAUACGGAGGAAGGCAUCAGAGAGGACAAAAUUGCGGGAACGCCCGCGUCCCGCAACGCCGACCAGAAGCUCAGCCACCACAUCAUCAUGCACCACCGCCUUCACAACACCAACAAGAACACCAAGAGCAGCGGCAGCAGCAGCAGCGUGAAACACUACCUACGACUCGACGUCCUUGGCCGGGGGGGAAGCAGCAAAGUGUUCCGCGUGCUGUCGGAAUCCGGACAAAUCUAUGCCCUGAAGCGCGUACGCGUGCCUCCGAAAGACAGGAAGGCCCUGGAGUCCUUCGCCAACGAGAUCACCCUACUUGCACGUUUGCGCGGCCACCCUUGCAUCAUUCAACUGAUAGAUUCAACUGUCGAUAAGGCGACGGGAUUGGUUUUGAUGCUGAUGGAGUUGGGGGAGAUUGAUUUGAGCAAGCUCCUCGCUGAGCAGGCGGCGGCAGAGGCGCUCGACGCCGGCAACGACUCCAGGGGAAAGGGGCGGAGACCGCUGAGCUUGAACUUUGUCCGCUUUGUGUGGGAGCAGAUGCUCCGGGCCGUGCAUUGCGUCCACGAGGAGCGUAUUGUCCACGGUGACCUGAAGCCUGCGAACUUCGUUUUUGUGCGAGGACGGCUGAAGUUGAUCGAUUUCGGGAUUGCCAAGGCGAUAGGAAAUGACACCACCAACAUCAUGCGAGAGUCCCAGGUAGGUACUGUCAAUUAUAUGUCACCAGAAGCCAUCCUUGAUACUGGGAACGGUCGCGAGCAGCCCGGCGCGGGGGGCCGCCGGGCGCCUUGCAUGAAGAUAGGCCGGGCGAGUGACGUCUGGUCCUUGGGCUGCAUUUUGUACCAGCUCGUGUACGGCAAGACUCCGUUCGCAGACCUCAAUUUGAUCCAGAAACUGCACUGCAUCGUAGACGAGCGCUAUCAAAUUGCUUUUCCCGACGAUGAAUUGCACUUCUUAGAUCCCGAUACGAUUCAAGCGACGCUUGAGGUCUUGGAUCAGUACCCUGAUGUUCUGACUCUGGAGAAGGGGAAGCGUGUCGGAAGCAUCUUCGAGCGGUUGAAUGGACGGAAGGAACCGCUUGGCAACGCUAAAAGGCGACAGCCCGUUGCCGCAGGGCCUUUUGUGGAGUUCGCAUUUCGGAAGCAUCACGUCUGCUUCUCUACGAACCCCCUUUAUGCGACUGCGUCAAAUAUCAUCAGUCGAGUAGGAAUUGUGGGUGCUGGGCCCUCAGGUUUCUAUGUGGCCAAGUAUUUGCUGAAAGAGUUGGGGCCUGGCGCAACGGUAGAUGUCAUGGACUCUCUCCCCACACCCUUUGGCUUGGUGCGUACAGGGGUCGCGCCCGACCAUCCUGAGGUAAAAGCCGUCCAGAGUGACUUCGAAAAAGUGGCAGGAGACCCUCGUUUUUCUUUUUAUGGAAAUGUUCGAGUAGGCUACGACGUGGAUGUAGCGACAUUGCGCAGUUUGUACGAUGUGUUGGUCUUGGCGUACGGGGCAUCGGAGGAUCGAACGCUUGGAAUUCCGGGAGAGGAUACCCUGGAAGGAGUGGUCAGUGCUCGCACGUUCGUUAACUGGUAUAACGGCCAUCCAGACUAUGCGCAAGAUGCCAAGCUAACAGGCAUGCUCGGGGAGAUCCUGGCGCAGGCCUCCGCCCAAGUCGCCGUAUUGGGUCAAGGCAAUGUGGCCUUGGAUUGCGCCCGCGUGCUGGCGAAGCGACCGGCAGACCUGGAGACAAGCGACAUUUGCGAGCAUGCCCUGGAGGUGUUGCGGGAAAGCAAGCUGGCUGCCGUGUCAGUGGUGGGACGGCGGGGGCACGGACAGGCGGCCUUCACCAUCAAGGAGCUCCGGGAACUCUCUCGGAUCCCGGGCGCCAGGCUGGUGGUGCCUCCAGAGGAGGUGGCGAUGGGCUUGACAGAAUUUACAAUCGCAGAGCUCGCGCAGUCUAGACCCCGGAAGCGGCUGACAGAUUUGGUGGCCUCCUUACCCGGCCCCGCGGUGGGAGGGCAGGCUGGAGAGGGACGGGAACGGGUGGUGGCGCUCAGAUUCCUGCUCCUGCCUCGGGCGUUCCUGCCAGACCCACGGCGGCCGCGCCGGCUGGGCGCCGUUGUCUUUGAACGUGCCCGCCUGGAGCUGGACGGACAGGGAAAGCGCGUGGUGGCCGUGGGGACAGGCGAGACAGAGGAGCUGCCCUGUCAACUGGCCCUUCGCUCCAUCGGCUACAAGUCUCAGCCUGUGGAGGGUCUUCCCUUCGACAACAAGAAGGCAGUGGUGCCAAACAGACAUGGCCGCGUGCUGGAAGCAGCCCGUGAAGAAGCGGUGCCCGUCCCAGGCGUCUAUUGCACGGGCUGGGUGAAACGAGGCCCCUCGGGGAUUAUCAACACGAACAUAUACGACGCCCGAGAGACCGUGGCCGCCAUCAUGGAGGACGCUACGCAAGGAAAGUUGCCCUUCUCUUCCUCCUCCUCCUUGCUCGAGGCGCUCGCCCAAGCGGGGCGCAAGAAGCCGGAGGAUGUGGUGUCCUGGGAGGGCUACGGGAAGAUCGAUGCCUGGGAGCGUCGCCAUGGGGCCGCGCGAGGGAAGCCUAGAGAGAAGGUCACGGAUAGCCGCCGGCUUCUGGAGAUCGCCCGAAGUUGA